Messenger RNA from Trichobilharzia regenti, 6864 nucleotides. The record is from the annotation of a GenBank genome assembly. NCBI's taxonomy places the organism in Eukaryota, Metazoa, Platyhelminthes, Trematoda, Strigeidida, Schistosomatidae.
AUGGGGUUCCAGGCUGAACGCAGAGAAAGACUAAUUGGACAGAUUUUAGAGUGGAAUUCUAGCAGACUGGAUUUAUUCGAACUCUCAAUUCCAGAUGAGAAAUGUGAAUUUAAUGGGGUUAUGCGAUUUUUCCUUCAAGACGACAAUAAGAGAUUCCACACAAAGUGCAUUAGAGUGUCCAGCACAUCUAAAACGUCUGAAGUAGCGGAGAUCUUGAAAGAAAAAUUUUGCCUUCAAGAACCAUCUUUGAUAACUAAGCGUUUUGGGAUCUAUGAGCACCAUGCAAAUGGAGUUAGACGACUGACAAAUGAUGAAUAUCCCUUAUUGGUUCAACUCAGUUGGAGUAAAUUAGAUAGAGAAGGGAAGUUCGUUUUGAAAUUGGAGCCUAAUAGUGGAUGCGUUCAGACAAGCACUUCUGAAAAUCAAAAUGUAUCAAAGCUGUUGGCUGACACAAAUUGCACUGGAUCUGCAAUAAAUGGUAAAACGCGUCUAUUUAGGCGUGGUUGGUCUUUUCGCCGUGAAAAGCUGAAUUCAUCUGUGGCUGUGAAGACAAACAGUAGACGUGGCCCAAUAGGCUGUGCAGCAAGUGUAGGACUAUCAAAAACUUCUCGAUCUAAUUUCCUUCCCGAAAACUGUCUACCCGGGAUAGCUAAACAUCAUGAUGCCCCGCCAGACUCGUCUUUCACACGCACAAUAUCAGAUCCCGAGGCAGCAAUGCAGAGAAAGCGUCAGCGUACUUUGGAAGCCAAACUAAUUCAAAUAUUGCGUCAUAAUAGCCCUGAAACAGGUGGAACACUGAAAAUUUACGGUGGUCAAUUAUUUCCAGAAAUACCCUAUAAAACAUUAUUAAUAUCAGCCACAGAUAAAGUUGCCUAUAUAAUACGUGAAAGUUUAAAUAAAUACGGCUUGGAUGAAGCUGAUCCUGAUGCUUAUUGUCUCGUUAUGCGUAACCGCAGUUCAAAUGACAUAGCCGAUGGAUUGCCUGGUACUGAAGAGGUACUCUGCGAUGAUGUAUGCCCACUGGAAUAUUUGUUUACUUCAUCAGCGAAAGCAGCUGAAGCGGUCAUCACUUUUGAGCUGCGUGCUAGACCUCCCCAUUUGGUUAAGAAGAAACCAUUUAUUGAUUUACCUGUCUCCAGUCGAACUGAAUCGCCUCAACUAACCUCACCGAGUAAUUCUCAAUUCAAGGGUAAACAAUUACUCAGACGAGAGAUUGGCAGUCUCACUAUGCCUACAGUUUGCCUAAUUGAAUUCGAUUCAAAUGCAUCAAAUGUAUCUUUGUGUCCUACUAAUGUUCCACAAGACACAAUCUAUCCUCUACCUGUAGAUAAAGGAGAAGUGUAUGUCGGGACCGCUAUAGCCUCAGAUAAAUCACACUCGCCUAACAUGGUGUGUUUACCAACCUCCAAAUGGCCAGAUAUUGAAACGUAUCAUAUUAUGUUUUGGCUGCCGAAAGUUGCAGUUGAUAAAAACAAGAGGACAUCUGAAGGAUGGUUAGCUUGUCGUCCAUGUUUACUUACAUCCUCUAGAAAUAAUAAUGUUAACAGUCAGAACUCAACUCAUAAAAUUAGUGAAGUAUAUCUUAACAACCAUCUAUUGACAAUCCCACUGACUUCAAAUUAUCAAGAGACAGUGUUUUGGUUGAAGUCUGGUGAUGUACUUCGUCUUGGGAAGGGAGCACGUCAGCUCAAAGUGUGGUCGUAUUUAGAGCUGCAGUCAAAUAUAACUACUGGAUUACACACCCCACAAAUGCAUGAUGUCGGAAGUAAGGACAUUCACGACCAUCUUGCUCGGAAUAGCGGAAUUCCUGAGUCACCUACAAUUGUAGGAAUCAGCAAUCUGUAUGCGUUAAAUGAUACUACUCUGACUAAUAGCAACGUAUCACCCCAGUGUACAAGCUUUUCUGCCUACUCGAAUGUUCUUCCUCAUAUUAACACCUUGUCCGCUGAAAGGUUUAUGUCUCAAGCCAUGUAUCCAGAUGAUUUGAAGUGUUCUGAAAGGCUAACUAAGUUAUCUCUUAUCAAAGGAAAACAGAAUAAUCUGUCGAAUGGAUUAUGUCCAUUGGCUAAUCCAAAUUCUAUUUGUGAUUCUUCAUCAUCAUCACUAUCAUCGUGUACUUCUGCGUCUGACACUGUCUCCAGUGAUUCAACUACUUCUUCAUUAAAAGUGCAAUCACCCACAGAGUUGAGUGGGCAUCAACACCAUCGAAUGGAAGCGUAUACAAGCAUAAAUUUCACACAGUCAUUGAAUUGUGUCAGUAACAAGAGUAAUACUACUACUACUGCUGUUGCUACAACAAGUACUACCAUAACUUCAACUACUCCCAUUUAUGAUAAUAAAAACUCGUGUGUGGCGGAAGGUUUUCGUGUAUCAAGCCGUAGUAGUGAACAUGACUGCUCUCGUAGUACUGUUUGUCAAUCGCCACAAUCAUUCAGACAAGGUGAUAACUCUGUCUCUGCACCUAGUCAAAGGCCUAAUAUGUCUUCCCUUGUGGAUACUCAAUCACAUUUGAAUAAUUCUCUUUCUUCUGAACACAUCUUUUCGCCUAAUCAUUCGUACUGUUCAUCUCUGAUGAAAGACGAUCACACUUACACAAAGGGGAGUUCUAAUCGUACAAAAUCUGUCUCUGACCGGUUACCUUGUCAAAUGGCCUUUGCUCCAAUAACUUUAGAACAACUACUAGAUUGGAUUAUUAUUAAACAACUUAAAUAUGCAUACCAAACUGGCAGUACACCUGCUACUGGCAUUCAAUCCGACGUAACUAUCGAUUUGUGUCCUUUGGGUCCAGCUAUGUCGGUUUAUUUAAUGCUUCGAGCAAUUUGUCGACAAUGUGAUCGAUGGGAAGCUAUUGAAUUCAAACAGUUGGCAAAAAGUUCAUCGAAAGGAAGUACUGACGCUGAUUCAUCAAAUAACCCGGAGAGUGUUUCUGCUCAUGUUAAUCGUUCUUCGGUAACAAGCCUUUCAGAGUUGACUUUAAAUCAGUCUAAACGUAGACAACGCCAGUUAUUAGCACUGUUGGUAAGUGCUCUUGACCGCUAUCAAAACUUUGAAGUAUACAUCAGUGAAUCAAUCAAAAGUAUUGAUUUAAGCAAUUCAGUCACAUGUCUUAAGUCAAAUUGUCACCAGACUAGAAUGUCGUCGUCAUCACAACUAUCAAAUGAAAAGGACCAUAGACUGAACUUUAAAUUUAUUAGUUUGAUCAAAUCAGUUACUGUCUGGUUGGCUAAUUCGAGUCAAUUGCUCCACCUUAUCACCUGUGAUGUUGACUUGAAUGCAGCUUUCAAGUCUGCAGUCAUUGAAACUUUUGAGUCGAAAAGAAGUUCUACUAAUGAUGAGAAAAUGUUGAAUGCUGCAGCUCAGUGGGAUCAAUUGAAAGAACAGUUAGCUGAGAUUGUUCAAACUGCUUUUGUUUAUUUAGCGGAUCUCUGUGUCCUUUGUUUGGAUUUAAUCGCUAUUCCUCAACUUUUGAUUUAUUUAACCGAAUGUGUGAAAAGUUUGUCUGAUACUCAUCAACAUCUCAGUAGUCAUAAGGAGACAGUAGAUUGUACAGAAAGUACUGAAGUCAAGUGUAAAAUACAAUCAAAUAAUACUUCUGCAAUAGACGAGGAAGAUGAUAUGUCAGCAACUUUUCAUGAUCAUUGUAAGCAAAGUGAAAUAUCCACUAGAAAACAUAAUAUUACUAUAGACAUACUUAGCGAAAUACUGAAUUGUUUGCAUUCAUCCCAUGUUAAUCCUGCUUUCAUUGUUCAAUUGUUUGCGCAUCUACUGCAUCGGUUAAAUGCACGCCUAUUCAACUUUGUUAUCGGUUAUAAUGAGAAGGAGAAUAAACAGACUGAUCAAACGCAUGUUUCACCUUUAUGGGGUAGUUGUUUAUACGCUUGGAUUCACAAUUGUCUAGCUGAUUGGGCUACUGAACAAGGCCUAAGUUUAGCUACUGAAUGUUAUCUUCAAAGGAUCAGUCAGGCUGCAGAUUUGAUGCUGUGUAAUAUGAAAUCUGUUGAAAGUUUAUACAAUAUGGCUGUUGAUUUAGUUAGCUUAAAUUCACGUCAAGUUCGAGCAUUGCUCGAAAGCUAUCGAUUACACGAUGGGUCCAGUGAAAAUGAAACCACCCCCACUACCGAUUCUAAUACUACUACUACUACCCCGUCAGACAAAUCUAAUUCAGGCCAAAUUCCAAAGGCUUGGAUUGAAUUCGUUGUCUCCGGUGUGAAACUGGUUGCAGAUCGAAUCCUUACUGAAGAAAGUAUGUCUCUAACAAACGAUGACUUAGAUGAAAUGGAUAAAAAUACCACAAUUCCUGACAGUGGGACAAAAUCGAAACCUUUAGAACUUGGAGAACCACUCGAUCUUCACCUACCCUUUCUAUUACCUGAAGAUUGUUAUCCUUCGGAUAAUCCCUUACCCAUUGUAGGACAAAAAGAGGAAUCUCUUGUCAGUUACGAUGACAGUGGUGUAUGCAGUCGAAGCAGUUCAACAAAAGAUCAAAAGCAUCAGUCAUCCAGUGAAAAUGUCAGUACACCUGUGAUUACUGUUGAAUCAAUUAAGCAUUUUCUCAAUCCUGCUAUUCAAAUCGGCUGGUGUCGCAUAUCUACAAAAUCCAGUAUUCAUCGUGUUGACAAUACAUCUACAUCGGUUGAUGAGACAUUAUCAGAUAGGCGGAUGAGUAUCUCUCAGAAUCCAACACAUUUUUUAAGGUGGAAUGUUUAUCUAAUCGAUCCAAAGUCAUCCGUCGAUUGUGAAAGUGUAAAAGCUGAUACUAUCAAGUCAGAUGAACAUGUCACACUGUCUGUAAAUCCCAAUACUGAAAGCGUACAGUGUGCAAAUCAAACGCAGGCAGCGAAAAUUGUAACAACUUCAGUCACUCCUGGGAAAAACAACGAAUCUCUUUCAAAUCGGUUGUCAUCGCCGUCAUCAUUGCUAAAGAAUCAUUCUGUAUUUGGUCAGUUGUGCAGUCGACAUUGUACAUAUUCAGUUGUUGUGCCUAAAAUUGGACAAAGUUUAGGUCUUAGUAUAGUCGCUGCUAGAUCAGAAUACGGACAAGAUCUGGGAAUUUAUGUUCGUGGUAUUAAUCCAGGAAGUGGAGCUAGUCAUGCAAGACUACUUCAAAGGCCUAAUGAAACUCAUAUAACAAAAUGCAAUGAAUUCUUAUUAACUCCACCAUACCUACAGAUCGGUGAUAGACUCAUAUCUGUUAACGGCCAGUUAAUCACAGGAUUAUCUCAAGAUGCUGCUGUACAGCUGGUGUCAUCAGCUACCUGUGAAGUUGUUCUCACUGUGAUACGUUAUGCUAAACAAAAUGAUGAUGAUGACGAUGACAAGAAUAAGGCAAUGCUGCUGCAAUCAUCACAAAAAACAGCUGAUUUAAAACAAAAGACAACCAAUCUCCAGUGUAUUGAUUGUCUGUUGCACGAAUCGUUACUCUUGAACUACAAAGCUUUCAUAGAUAGUGAUGAAAAGUCGAGUCCACACGUGAAUGAGGAUUCAACGCAGAGAAUCGUUAACCAUUCAACAGUCAUAAACUCUCAACAUGAAAGCCUUCAAUCCGCCAUUACUACUACUACUACUACUACUACUACUACUACUACUACUACUAAUGCUAACACGUCAUUAGCAUCUUUAAGUACUACAUCAGUGAAACAACUCUCACCGUCACAGAGAAGAGGAGAAGCACACAUUCACGAUGUUCGUAUCGAUAUGAAGUUAAGUAUAGAUACAAGCUAUCCAAAAGACCGUUACACUAGGUGGAAAUAUCAAAGUAACACUGUUGACCGAAGUAUACAUAAUAAAGCUCCGGUUGGUGUUAAUAACCUUCCGAAUAAUUGUACUCCAUUGUGUAAAGAUCGUUCAUUGUCCACUAAUGAACGUCAAUUCCGAUUGUAUAUAGAUGCAUCAUCCUGUAACAGCAGUAAUAAUAUAUACGAUGAACCGUCUAUAUCAGAUUAUAGCUUGUGUGCUGAAAGUUUUCUGUCAAAUUCAAAACUGGAGAAAUCUGGAGUUAGAAUGUUUUCUCCUACGAUUGUGGAUAGUAGUCAUGGUCAUUCUGAGAAAAACAGUCUUCCUACAAAACCGUGUCAUCGACCUAAAGGACAAUCAGUUAGCUUUGAUGACCGUCUAUCGACACCUCGAUAUACUCAGUUACCUGAAACUAUGGUUAAUGCUUUCCCCAAUGAUGGCAAAUCAGUUAAUCAGAGAGAGUUGACAUCUCCACGGCUUCUAAUCAAUUCCAGUUCAGCUUUCUGUCCUCAAUCAGCAGUCUUAUCUGCUCCACCCAAUCAAUCAUUUUCUUCAAGUAAUAUCGCUUCUGCAACUACAAACGAAUUUAUGCAUACUUUCCGAAUUGGUUCUUCAAUGCGUAGAUCAGAAGCCAGUUGUUUAGAAGGAUGUAAUAUUUAUUCACCGUCGGAUGUGCAAAUAAAGCAAUGCUCUCCUAAUUGUAUGUCAGUUACUAAUCCCCAUCAAGAUCAUCAUCGCUCUUCUACACCAUCCUGCUUCUCAACUACUACUUCUCCGAAUCAAUCGUCAACUUUGCUGGUUGUUGGUGGUAGUAAACCUCCGAAAACCUUCGUACCAACAGUCUGUGUAUUACCUGUAUCCAAUCGAGGCCCAGUUUGUGGAGCCCCGCCCACAAUUAAAGCUAAGAACUCCAGAGAUUGCUUGGAUUCAUACGCUACAAAUUCACGAGCUUCCAGAUCAAUGAAUGAUUUAGUCACUAAAUCAUCGUAUACAGAUAUUCCUGAGGCUAAGACAACUGAUAUCGCUUGUCAAACAAACUCAAUUCACUUGAGUACAGUUCAAAAUGAACUUGACCUCCCACUGAACACUAGAUCCCCCAUCCCCCCCUAUCGUAUUGCAUUUCCAAAUUAA